UGAUGCUCUACUGCCUCACGGCAGUUCUUUCUCUCCAUUUCCUUGCAGGUACGGCGGAGCUCAAUGGUGCUUCUCACGUGCGGCCCGAGACGGUGCGCUUUGACACUGGAGGUCUGAGCAGAGGGAGUUUUCCGAAGGGAUUUGUGUUUGGGACGGCGACAUCGGCUUAUCAAGUUGAGGGAAUGGCCAACGGCGACGGCCGUGGGCCCAGCAUCUGGGACGUCUUCGUUAAAAUUCCGGAUGAGGUGAGUUCUCCAAGAGGGUGGAAGAGAGGGAAGAAGAGGGGAGGAGAGGGAAAGAAGAAGAACAAGAAAGGAGGAGGAGGGAAAAGAAGGAAGAAGACAAUUUUGAUCUUGGAUUCCAGACCAUGAUUACCUACUAGGAAUUUCAAAGGAGC
Rubroshorea leprosula is the source of this 397-nucleotide messenger RNA. Lineage: Eukaryota; Viridiplantae; Streptophyta; Magnoliopsida; Malvales; Dipterocarpaceae. The record is from the annotation of a GenBank genome assembly.